This is a messenger RNA of Schistocerca nitens (vagrant locust), 1092 nucleotides long. RefSeq names its product intraflagellar transport protein 22 homolog. Lineage: Eukaryota; Metazoa; Arthropoda; Insecta; Orthoptera; Acrididae. Bases 470 to 964 code for a protein of 164 amino acids. The record is from RefSeq and is a predicted model, not a curated record. The transcript has 4 exons.
ACAGACAAACUAGAACAACAGAUGAGACAAAACAAGGCAGCCAAACGAAAGAAAAAAAUGAAAGUGAAGUACGAAAAUACAAAAGAGAGAGGAUUAGUAAAAAUGCAUGCAGAGGAGAGGAAGCAAUUAGUAAAUGGCUCUUGCAGGAAGACUUCAAACCAUUGCUAACACAAUGUAGACCUACAGAUUAAGCUCCUAAGUAUUGUUUCUCUUUUUUUAAAUGUAUAUUGCACCUAGCUGUUUGUGUUCUGAAUAUUGUUAGCAUCUGCUUUUGACUUCCCCUUGGAAUCAAAUUUCUUAAUUUUUAAUUAUGUCAGAUUGACAACAGUUAUGUUUAAUUGGUGAUGUGCACAACACAGCACACAGACAAUGCUUGGGAAAAUGACAGGAGAACUAAUAAGAAUUUCAGCAGUUUGGCAAGAGUGGGAAGUCAACAAUAGCCAAUUUCUUGUCAGAGGCUGCAGACACAAUGUCUAAUGACUACAGAGCAACUCGGGGUGUCAGGAUUCUUGAAUUUGAAUCACCAAAUGUAAAUGUAAAUGGCAAAUUUGUAACCUCUGAUGUUGAGCUUUGGGACUGCAGUGGGAAUUUAAAGUUUCAGCAGCAUUGGCCUGCCCUACAAUAUGAAACUAAUGGUGUGGUGCUUGUGUAUAAGCCAACUGUGAAUGAACAUGGCCAGCUGUUAGAAAUGUUUUACAAUUACUUUGUGAUACAGAGUGGUCUUUCAGCAAGGAGUUGCAUGGUCCUCGCAAAUGUUGGCUCUGAUGCUGAGCGUGAUUCCAGACAACACAUUAAACUCCCAGCAGAUACAUUUAGCAAAGUACUGCAAAUAAUAGCUGAUGUUGAUGGAAGUGGCAAUCGCUUAAGAACAGAUUUUGGAAUUUUUUUGUCAAAUGUAUUUAGUGGAAUGAGAGAGAAACAUGAAGAGGAGGAACUAAAUGUAAUGAAUGUGCAAGCAGUGUGACAAUACAGAAGUACUAACAAAAUAUGUAUUUUUAAGCCUACAUGUUAUAAACAUGAAAUCACGUAUUAACAAAUAAAUCUUAAAGAGAAUUUAAAAUGUUUCUGUUACUUCCCAUCCAUGAAAGAUUU